AGUUUAUAGGUUAUUGAUUUAUUAUUAGUUUCUAACUGACUCACUAAUUGAUUAAUUUAAACAAUACCCUUAAUGAAUUUUAUAUAUAAUUAAAAAUGAAUUUUAUGUUAAUAAUAUUAAAGUUAUAAGUUAUAUUUAAUAUUAAAUAACUGAUUAUAAGACAAUCUGAAAAGAAAAUUGUGUUGCUAUCUGAAAAGAAUAUUUUAUUAUAAAAUUUAAAAAAAUUAAGUUACAAAUGUUUUGAUGAAAUAUAUUUGACAUAUAUAAAAUUUAAAAAAAUUAAGUUACAAAUGUAUGUAUUUUGAUGAAAUAUAUUUGACAUAUAUAAAUACUUUAAUGUUUGAUUUAACUAUUUGAAAACAUAAAUAAUAACUUCUUAUGCUGGUUUUAGAUUUAAUAAGACAUAAAAUAAUAAGAAUUUAAAAGACAAUUAUGUCCGCAUGUACGGACAAAACAUCUAGUUACAUUUACUAGAUUAACGAAAAACACAACCUUAUCGUCUUAUAUGGUUGAUCAUAUUAACCUACAUUGAAGUUUAUACUUGAAUUAUGUGUGUUUUGUUUUAAGUAUUUUCAUUUCAUCUAUUUUGUACUCUUAUUUUUUUUUUAUCUCUGUGUGGUUUGUAUUGUGUUUGCUUUUCGAGAUGUUAGUACUAUAUCAGCUAUGAUUUAAUAUAUUUUUUCUCUAUUGAUUGAUAAUAGAAAUUGAGUAUGUUUCUAAUUUUUGAUUAGAACUAUAACUUUAGAUUUGCGCUAUAUAUCUUUAUUUUUUCGGCUGUUAUACAUUUAUACUGCUUUUCUAGAAAAUUUUGUUGAUUUAUUUUUUAUUUAUUUUUUUCACAACUAUUUUUGAAAUCUUCGUUUUAGAUAUGUAUUAAUUUUUUUGUUUUGGUUUUUCAAUAAGUAUAUAUUAAUUUUUGGUUGUGGUUUUCAAUAAUUUCUUAUUAAUUUUCAUUAUCUUGAGUUUAUACCAUAAAAAGAAUAAAAAUCUAUGAGAUACAUGGCUUUUCUUUUUAAUUUCAUUCACCUUGGUUUGAUGCAAGCAAUAUCGUAAAUGGAUUCUCUUUUCUUAUGAGUAUUUCUAUUUAUUUUCAAAUUUAUGGAUUUUUGUUAUAUUAUAUAUUAUCAUUAAAGUUUUUGGUAUAUCUUGUUAUUUUUAUUUUCUAAAUAUUUUUAAUCAUAUUAAUCACUGUUUGUGGGUUUAUCAUUUUUCUUAUAAAAUUUUCAAAACUUAAGUUCAGUAAGUAAAAUAGAAUAAAAAAGAUAUGCCAGAUUCACUCCUUUUUAUUUUUUUCUUGGAUUUUGAUGGAAUGUGGAAAAAUAUCAUAAAGUAUUUCUUUCUUUUUGUUUUUCAUUUUCCAUUUUCUUGAAUUCUUAAAAUUUAUGUACUAGAUUACACUAUGUAUUUUUACUAAAUUAUUAAUUUUGACGAAAUUUUCACCAAAACAAAAUUAUAUCUCUAGUUUUAUUUAUUUAUUAAAUAUUUUAUAUAUAUAUAUAUCUUAUUAUCUCUGUUUUCUAAUGUUAUUUGAUAUGUUUCGAUUAUAUAUUUAUCUGUGGUUGUGGUUUUUAUCUAAUUUCUUGUUAUUUUUUUAUAGAAUUGAGCUCAGUGAACAAACAAACAAAAAAUAAUUUGUGAGGUUCACUCUUUUAUUUUGUUAAGGCAGAUUUGAUGUAUAGUUAAAAUAUCGUCAAUUAAUUUUUAUUCUUUUGUUCUUACAAAUUUAUGUACUUUGAAUUAUAUUAUUUAUUUAUUCUAUUAUUAUUUACUUUCAGAAAUAUUUAUUUUGGUCGACUUAAUAUUAUUUUGUUAAUAUAUUUGGUUAAACAAUAGAUUAAUUAAUAAUUCUAAAAAUUAUGUUUAGUUUUUAGAUAACUUCUUUAAUGAUGUGGAAGCAUGAGACGAGAUCAUGAUAUACUUUUGUUUAAAUAGAAUUGAAUUAAGAGAAUUAAAUUGAAUUAAAAAUAAUUAAACUGAAUUAUAAUAAGUUACAAGGAUAAAAAUUAAAUUAUACAACUCAAACAUAUCUAAUCUCAUAUACUUAAUAAGAAAAUAAUAUCAAAAUAUUUCUUUAAUUUAAAAAUUAAAAUUUAUUUAUUUAGAUAAUUAUGCAACAUAAAUAAAUUUGAACAAACAUUCAAAUAAUUUAUUGAUGUGUAAUUACAUAGCUAUACUGCCAUCAUACCAAAUAUAAUUCAUCCUAUAUAAUAAGAACCAAUCACACCACUAAAAUCAAAUAUACAAACAAACAAGUAAACAAGCAAAAUAUUUACAUAAACUACACGAAACUGAACGUAAGAGCUUGAAUAUAAAAAGUCCAGCAAAGAAAAAACAACACGAAAUUGCUGUAUAAGGAAAAUGAAAACCCCAAGAUCUUCAUACGUUUAUGAAACGUCUCUCGUGAUGGUGUUAACCAUAUUCUUGCUCUUCAUUUUAGGACAAGCAAGUGCAAUGGGUUUUCUCAACAACAUGAUAUGUUUUAAUGGAGUACCGUACGCGUGUCCUGACAAGUGCGAUGUAAAGUGUAAAGAGAAUGGUUUUAAUGGAGGGAUAUGUGUAACUGGAAGUCUCAAAGUUGCGCAAUGUUGUUGCGAUAAAAGGCUUACGCCAUCGAUAUUGUCUUAUCCGGUUAAGCCUCCCCCAUCGAUAUUGUCUUAUCCCGUUAAACCUCCCCCAUCGAUAUUGUCUUAUCCUGUUAAACCUCUCCCAUCGAUAUUGUCUUAUCCUGUUAAGCCUCCCCCAUCGAUAUUGUCUUAUCCCGUUAAACCUCCCCCAUCGAUAUUGUCUUAUCCCGUUAAGCCUCCCCCAUCGAUAUUGUCUUAUCCUGUUAAGCCUCCCCCAUCGAUAUUGUCUUAUCCCGUUAAACCUCCCCCAUCGAUAUUGUCUUAUCCCGUUAAACCUCCCCCAUCGAUAUUGUCUUAUCCCGUAAAGCCUCCCCCAUCGAUAUUGUCUUCUCCCGUUAAACCUCCCCCAUCGAUAUUGUCUUAUCCUGUUAAGCCUCCCCCGUCGAUAUUGUCUUAUCCUGUUAAACCUCCCCCCAUCAUGAUUAAUAUUGAAUCAUAAAUGUCUGAGAAAAUAAUAAAAAAAUUAUUAUAAUAAUACGUAUGAUUGAAUAUUGGUUUUUUUUUGCAGAAAUGACUCAAAACUCAAAGUCAAACACAAAUCUAAUCCGUGACUUUUUUAGAAUUUUUAUUUGCCCUAUUCACUCCAAAAGUUCGAAUUAUUCAUGAAAAUUCCACUAUUUUUUUUCUUUCAAAAACGAGCAUUUUACUCUACCAUUCUCAUGUUCCUCAAGUAUUUACAAUAUUGAUACUGCCAUUAAUACAUCAACAACCAUGAACAACCAAUUUAAAGCUCUUAAGACACCUAAAAAUCGAUUUUCACUCUUCUUAUCUCAUCUCUUAUGCACUAAAACCAUCACUUUCACUUUCUCUCUUUAUUCAUCAAAAAAAAAAACCAAGAUUUUGAUUCUAAACUUUUUAAAGGUUCAUAGAGCCAUUCAAGCUCAAGAUUCUUGGUCAUCAACAAGUGGGUCACUUUCGGGGGACCACCAUGGCUCCUCUCUUCUCGAAAAUCCAUACAUCCCCUAUCAGUGUAUGGACAUCUCGAAAAUCCAUACAUCCCUUAUCAGUGUAUGUACAUCUAUCUCUCGAGCGCAGAACUUCUGUGUGCUUGAAGAAGCUAAUUGAAACACUAAAACUGAACCUUUCCUACUGUCUAAUUAACAGAGAUAAUUGUAAUAUUUAAGAUUUAAUCCAGAGGACCAGUCUACAUUUUAUUCUUAUGAGUUUUCAACUUACCAAGUGAUAGACAAGUUAUGAACUUGCUCGAAAUAACUAAAACGCAUGAAGUACGUCUUUGUGUAUCAAGCCUUGGCAACAAAGAAGCUGAAUAUGCUAAUGAAGUUUAAGAUGAAGGGAAGAAGAUAAUGAAGGGGGUGAAGAUGAUAAUUUGGUUGAAGAUGAAAAUGAUGAUGGGGAGGAGGAUGUUGAUAUGCCUGAUGUUGCUGAAGCGGUUGAUGAUGGUGAGGAUUACAGUGAGUAUGGAAAAGUUAAAGAUGAGGAUGAGAAAGAAGAAGAUGAUAUGUGUAUGGCAGGGCAUAAUAGAUUCACACUUGGAUAACUUGUAUAAACCCAUCAACAGUGUAAGUCUUUGUGAAAUCUUUUCUCUUCAAAGAGUUCAUCAGCACCUUAAAUGCCACUCUCCCCCUUGGAUAAUUCUCAAUUUUUCCUAUAUCCAUCACUAGCUUUGGAAGACUACCCCGUGUAGCGGUUAAGUAUUUUUUCCCUUCAAUGAAUCUAGUGACGAUGGCUAGGUAUCCCAGCCGCGUGCGAUCUUACUGAGGCCACUCUUCGCAUCUCUCACAUGCUGCUAUUAUAUGUUCAGAAGUUGGACCAGAGUCGACAUCAACACCCAUCACCUCCCAGAAAGAAGCCAUCUCGUCUGUAACCUCACACCUUGGAUUUUCCAGGUCCUCAAUGUAAUUGCAGUUGAGACCAUUGAGGUAUUCAAACUCUUUAUCAGUGAAAACCUCAUCGUUUGUGGACCAACGAGACCACAAAGCUCAUACUUCUUCUUGAUGUUAAGCUGGAAACAAACCAUAUAAUGAACCAGCCUUGAUGUCCAACUAAAAUUUAGCUCCUUGAACUUGAUGAACAGUCCCAACUUUGAGUCCUUCAGCUCCUCAUAUUUGUCGUCAUGUAGAGCUUGCCUUACAGAAAGAAGCAACUUCGAAUCAUCUGUAUGAUACACAAUGCUUUUCAUUGAAAAGGGAUCUUCCCCUAAGGUAAAUAUCCUCUACGGGAGUUCUGGUAAAUCCAUUUUUCCACUAUGAAAAACAAUCAAAAACCAACAUCUCAAAUACAAACCAAACGUACUAUUAUAAAUUCCUAUACUGGAAGACUUACAAGUAAGUUUAGUUAGAAAACUUCUUCGACGAAGUCUUCUAGGAAGUCUCCCAUUCGUCUUCUCAUAGAAGGCUACCAGAAGACUUCGCAUAAGACUUCAUGCAAGUCUUCUCAGAAGUCUUUCAGUUGAACACUACAAAAAUCGUUAGAUCUGUAUGCUUAGCACAAUUUUCAAAUCUGUAAACAGUCGAUUUUAGUAGUGUCCUACUGGAAGACUUCCCAAAAGUCUUCUAUGUUAUAUUUUAAUUUUCGUUUAUGUUAUAUAUAUAUAUAUAUUUUUUAAAUGACUAUAAAUUACUAAAACUUUUAAAAUUCUUACAAUGAAAAAUUUGUGAACAAUGGUUUUACUUUUUGUUUGUUAUAAAAAGAUACAAAUGAUCAUAAAUUCAUAUGAAUAUAAGUAUCAUUUAAUAACUAUUCAGAUUAUAUAUAUAUAUAUAUAUAUAUAUAUAUUUCAAUAUUAUAUACCAUAUAAAAUAUACAUAAAUAUGUUAAUUUUGAAAUUUGAAUUAAAUUUUUAAAAAGGAUUAUAAAUUUUUGAUUAAUGGUUUAAAUGUUUUUGUUACCUACUACAAAUAUACAAAUGUUAAUAAAAUCAUAUGAGUAGAAACUAUGAAACUUCAAUUAAAUAUUCAUAUUAGAAUAUACUAAAUAUUUGGUGGUAAAUACUUUUGACCGGAUUUUGGAAAUGUUUUAAAAAGGAUUUAGGAAAUAAAAUAUUAGAGAUUAAGUAAAUCUAAUUGGUUGAGAUUCUUUAGUUAGUAAAAUAUAGAAGUUCUUAUUAUUUCAAGAAAAUGUGGAUUUUCAUGUUUACCAUUUUGUUUCUACCAUUACUCAUGUUGCCAUUACUAAAUAGACAUUUUCAAAAAUACAUUCUUCAUUAAGAGGCAAAAGACUCUUAUACCCUUACUUUAUAUAUAUAUAUAUAUAUAUAUAUAAUAAAUAAUUAUUUAUAUAAAUAAAUAAUUAAAAAAAAAAAAAAAUUAUGUUUAAGAAUUAUAAUUUUCAGAUUCAAACUUUAUAUAAAACAAAAUUCAUUUUGAAUAUUUUUUAAAAAUUUGUAAGUAUUGAUUUAUAUAUUUAUUAGAACCCUAAACUCUCCAUUCCAAAAACCUUACUCCACCCAUUAACUAUAAACCUUAUGUAUACAUUAGUUAAUCCUAGGGUUAUAAAUGUUUUUUACCUCUUUAAAAGUUAGGGUAAAAGUGGUUAAGGUAAACAUGGAAAGUAAUAUUAUGAAUGUGACAUUUUUGGCAAUUUUCCAAAAAUUUGAUGAUAUUUGUAGCUAUAGUUAGCCUAUAUUUAAAUGUGAGUAGUUAGUAAUAGUAUAGGUUGAGAGAAACAUAUGAAGUAUAGUUUUAAAAAAUAAUAUUAUACCUCUAAUCAAGUUGAAUCGUGAUUCUGUUUUAAUAGAUUGUACAUAUUAAGAUAUAGGUGAUGUAAAUAAGAUAAACCAAAACCAUUUUGAACAG
This is a messenger RNA of Brassica rapa (field mustard), 6379 nucleotides long. RefSeq names its product proline-rich extensin-like protein EPR1. Gene Ontology annotation, molecular function: microtubule binding; calmodulin binding. Gene Ontology annotation, cellular component: cis-Golgi network; Golgi-associated vesicle; microtubule. The record is from RefSeq and is a predicted model, not a curated record. Gene Ontology annotation, biological process: regulation of microtubule cytoskeleton organization; cytoskeleton-dependent intracellular transport; microtubule cytoskeleton organization. NCBI's taxonomy places the organism in Eukaryota, Viridiplantae, Streptophyta, Magnoliopsida, Brassicales, Brassicaceae.